Messenger RNA from Aspergillus wentii DTO 134E9, 483 nucleotides. RefSeq lists its product as uncharacterized. NCBI's taxonomy places the organism in Eukaryota, Fungi, Ascomycota, Eurotiomycetes, Eurotiales, Aspergillaceae. Gene Ontology annotation, molecular function: iron ion binding; heme binding; monooxygenase activity. The transcript has a single exon. The annotation marks the transcript as partial. The record is from RefSeq and is a predicted model, not a curated record.
GUCAUCCGUGAGACACUCCGUCUAUAUCCCAUCAUCCCGUUCAAUGUUCGCAUCGCCCUGCGGGACACCCAACUUCCGCGAGGUGGUGGAUCCGAUGGUCUCUCUCCCAUCGGCAUAUUGAAAGGCACCCGCGUGUUUUAUAGCCCACUGUAUAUGCAACGCCGCGAGAGCCUAUACCCCGAAGACUCGAAUCCUGAAGAGUUUCGCCCUGAGCGUUGGGAAACAUGGCAGCCCGCCUCGUGGGCAUACCUUCCAUUCAGUGGCGGCCCACGCAUGUGUAUCGGGCAGCAGUUCGCGCUCACAGAGAUUGCAUACCUGAUAGUCCGUCUGUUGCAAUGUUUCGAGCGCAUUGAGGGAUGUAUGGAAAGCUUGGAGCCGGUUUUGGAGACGAACAUCUCCUUGAGACCAGGGGGAGGUGUUCCCGUGAGACUGUGGAACGCACAGCUAGUGUCAAAGCAAACGGUUGACGGGGGCGUUUGCUAA